UUUCCUCACCUCAUCCUGCACCUACUCUCUCAUGUUAUCUGUUGCAGGCUUGCAGCCUUCUUCUCUUCUAGCAUCGUUUUUUCCGGCGAGCACAGCAACGAAGGUGGUGAGCACGACUCCUCCUUUUCUCACGGGCGACGUCGUCACCUCCCUUUUCUCCUCCUUCCUCCAACCGCGACUACCUCUCGCUCUCUCUGCUUGCGACGACGCCCUCUUCUCCUGCCAUCACUCGAACAGUACACUUGCUUUCUCUCUUCGACCUUGCGAGAUCAAUUUUCAACAAAUCUACCGUAGAAGAUUCAAGCUUAGUGGAGGCAUAGAAAAAAGUGAGGCUAAACGUAAAGCUCUAAGUUUACGAGGGCAACUUGGUAAAAACUCAUAAACCUCCUAUUUUCCACGCUUCUUCCUCCGUUUAUCCGUUACCUUCAUCACUUCACUUCACCUGCAUAGGGCGUUAUAGCAGGAGGUACAGCCGGAGUCGUAGUUGAAACAGCUUUAUACCCAAUUGACACUAUAAAAACACGUUUGCAGGCCGCUCGGGGAGGAGAAAAACUAAUACUGAAGGGACUUUAUUCUGGAUUGGCAGGGAACCUUGCUGGUGUCUUACCGGCAUCAGCUUUAUUUGUUGGAGUUUAUGAGCCUAUGAAGCAGAAACUGUUGAGGAUGUUUCCUGAAAACCUGAGUGCUUUUGCUCAUCUGACUGCAGGUGCCAUAGGGGGCAUUGCUGCUUCACUGAUUCGCGUUCCAACAGAGGUUGUUAAGCAACGAAUGCAAACUGGACAGUUUACUUCAGCUGCUGGUGCUGUCCGCUUCAUUGCUGCUAAGGAAGGUUUUAAAGGACUUUAUGCUGGGUAUGGAUCUUUUUUAUUGCGGGAUUUGCCCUUUGAUGCUAUUCAGUUUUGCAUCUAUGAGCAGAUUAGGAUGGGUUAUAUGGCUGCGGCCCGAAGAAAUUUGAAUGAUCCAGAAAAUGCAAUUAUUGGUGCAUUUGCAGGUGCACUAACUGGAGCUAUAACAACUCCCCUUGAUGUCAUCAAGACAAGAUUAAUGGUUCAGGGAUCUACAAACCAAUAUAAUGGAAUCGUAGAUUGUGUUCAAACAAUUAUCAAGGAAGAAGGACCUAGUGCACUUUUGAAGGGUGUUGGGCCUCGAGUACUGUGGAUAGGGAUCGGUGGUUCGAUAUUCUUUGGUGUUCUUGAGGGUACAAAACGUUUUCUGGCUGAGAGGCGUCCUACACCUUCAGAGUCUCAGCCAGAAAAGGUUGAAUAAGAGAUUGUCGCAGCUCCACUUUUCUCGGUGCCAUUUUUCAUGUGUAAUUUGAUAUAAUUUUUGUUAUAUUCCCUCUCAAUUUUAAGCCAUAGGAAUAAGAUUACAGUUUCGUUUGGAUAGUUAGUGUAAGGCCUCCACUGAAAGAAACUUAUAACAAAGUCUUGUGUAACAAGUAACUUGUUUACGGGAGUAUCAAAAUUAAGAAAACUAGCCAACGAGGUACAAUACUGCAGUAUGAUAUCGUUCAAAA
Molecule: messenger RNA, 1516 nt
Organism: Arachis ipaensis
Lineage: Eukaryota; Viridiplantae; Streptophyta; Magnoliopsida; Fabales; Fabaceae
Source: RefSeq, a predicted model, not a curated record